Trichoplusia ni (cabbage looper) is the source of this 1464-nucleotide messenger RNA. RefSeq names its product UPF0669 protein C6orf120 homolog. Bases 197 to 772 code for a protein of 191 amino acids. Lineage: Eukaryota; Metazoa; Arthropoda; Insecta; Lepidoptera; Noctuidae. The transcript has 5 exons. The record is from RefSeq and is a predicted model, not a curated record.
UUGUCUAUUGUAUUAAGUCAGAAAUGACAUUGAUAUCAAAUUUUAAUCAUUUCUGUGUCAAAAUUGAAGUAUUGUCUACAAAUAAAUUCAUCUUUUCUGAUGGUAAAACUUAUUCUGCAGAAAUACAUCAAUAUUGUUGACUCUUAAAUAAGAUAAUGUGAUUGACAAAAGUACAAAAAAAAACAGAUUUUCAAAAAUGAGAAGAGAAUUUAUAUUCGGUCUCUUAGGCUUUGUUAGUGUAUCAACAAUAUCUUCCCUAUUAUCUGGGUCUACACAACUGGACCCAGAUAAACAGCUUCUCGAUUGGGAAGUCGGUGUGGUGGAGGCCGGCAACUUCACUUACUGGAUGUCAGGGUAUCCUGGCUAUGGAUUGAUUAUAGAGUUGACAUCUCUGACCGGCGAUGCUGACUUGUACGUUGGGGAUAUGUUGAGGCCUGGUUAUGAGCCGGAGAAGAACAACUUCAGCUCCAUCACGUGCGGCCCCGACAUGGUGCACGUCCCGGCCAGCUUCCCGAGGCCCGUGGGUAUCGGAGUCUUUGGUCACUGGUCCCACCAGCUAUCGGAGUACAGCAUCCAGGUGUUCUGGGACACUUCGGCUGUCCUGAGCGAGCACCAGAUGCGACUCAUGGACAAGAUGAACGGAGUUGUCGUUGAGCAAGAGACCAAGGUUCGUGAGAAGCCUGUCCCGCGCAAGGCUGACGAGCAGCCGAAGACUCGGUUCCUGAAGUUCACCAGCUUCCUCGACAUGGUGUUCGAGAUGUUCGUCCUAUAGGUAGCGUGGCGGCUUUUAAGCCACAUUGAGACUUUGAGUGAACGUUACGAGCCGUACUCGUUCGAGGGUCAGUUUUAAUAGCUGAGACCUCAACGUAGAGGCCCAGUGCCACGGUGUGAACGAGUUCAGUUUAAACCUAGUUUAAUUAUGAAUUUAUGAUCAGUGUUUCUUCUUAUACAGAAAAUUGUCGUGUUACGGUGUGAUGACAGCUCCUCCGAAACGGCUCGACCGAUUUUAGUGAACUUUUGUGUACGUAUUGGGUAGGUUUGAGGACAAUGACUAUGUUAUUUUUCAUUCCCUCAUUUUUUUAUUCCUUGAGAAUAAUUGUGGUGGCAAAACAACGUUUGCUGGGACAGCUAGUUUAUCUACACCACUGUAAAGUUUGUGAGUUUGUUGCAGGUCGUAAUCUCAGUAUAUAGCGAAGUGAUUUUGAAAGGUUUUAUGUUAAGAAGCCAAGUAUUUAUCUGAAGAAUAUUAUCUCAAUGGAAGCGUUUGGCUAAAAGUUAAUUUUUGAUAAUAAAGAUCAGUGCUUUGUUUAAGAUGUAAUAUAGAUCUUGCACACGUCGCCAUUAGACGUGCUUUAGUAUAAUGGACGAAUUUGAACACAAGGUCUGCGUUAAAUGAUGUAACGGUUUACUCACGCGUAUGUAUCGGGAUCGCCCGACUAGUUUCGGACUCAACCGGAGUCCUUA